Messenger RNA from Eruca vesicaria subsp. sativa (arugula), 852 nucleotides. The record is from the annotation of a GenBank genome assembly. Lineage: Eukaryota; Viridiplantae; Streptophyta; Magnoliopsida; Brassicales; Brassicaceae.
AUGUAUGAAGAAAGAGAAUCCAAAUGGAGUCGAGUGGAGGAUAGAGGGUCCAGGGGUUAUGGAGACAGACGAGCCAAAGACAGUUUUGAGAAUCGACGCUCCAGACAUAGUAUGUCUCGUUCAGUACGAGCUGGGAAUGACAGGGAGGAUCGUCUGGGGAGGAAUGACAUGUACUUCUCCCACUCAGGGAAUCAAGAUCAGGUCCCUUACAUGGAAAAAGGGGAUCACAGCGGGCAGGGAUCUGGUAAUGAUCGGUCUGAAACUGGGAUACACAGUGAGAUCCUGCAGUUCAAGGUUGGGGUGGAAGGGAAGGAGACACUUGAAGCGGACCCAGUUUUGCUUGAAGACGGGCUUGACCUCAUCAAUGAGAUGCUGGAAGAGGAGGUUUUUGAUGUUGUAGAAAUGGAAGUAGAGUUGGCUGAGGGAGAAGUGUGUACUGAAGAUGAUUUGAAGUUAAUGAAAGAGCUUGGGCAGAACGAGGAUCUGGCAGCUGUGGAACAGGGAUUCAGCGAGUUGGGUGAUGAUAACCAUGUCGAUGAGGAUGAGGGUAUGGAAGCUGAUGCUGUGAAGGAUUUUAAACAUCCAGGUUCAGAGGAAAAUGUGCAGCUUGCAGAUGUUGAGCAGGACAAGGAGAGUAAGGACGAAGCCGCUAAGAAACAGGUAGCUCGUAAGCGCCUGUUUAAAACUGCAGUGAGCUUGCGAGGAGCUACAUCGAAGCAGAGAAUGGUGAAGGCUAUUCUAUCUCCGAGGAAGAAAGCAGGUUCUAAGCAUGCACCUCGUCCAGGGGAUGGGGGCAAGCAAGAGGAGAACAAGGGAACUUCAAUCCCUAACACUUCUAUUCCUAAGCCUUGA